Messenger RNA from Gopherus flavomarginatus (Mexican gopher tortoise), 4833 nucleotides. RefSeq names its product low density lipoprotein receptor (gene LDLR). The record is from RefSeq and is a predicted model, not a curated record. The coding region runs from base 114 to 2702 and encodes 862 amino acids. Lineage: Eukaryota; Metazoa; Chordata; Testudines; Testudinidae. Gene Ontology annotation, molecular function: protein binding; calcium ion binding. The transcript has 18 exons.
CCCACAUGCGCUUGCAAGCGGCCAGGGCUCCCGUCUGCCCGGCUCCGGAUUAACGCACCUAGGGACGCCCCAGCCCCACGCGAGACCGAAAAGCGCCCGCGGGCCACGCGAGCAUGGGACGGGCAGGGGUCGCCGCCUCGCUGCUGGCUCUGGGGUUCCUCGCCCUGCGUGGGCUCGCCGCGAGCUCCGCAGAGGAGAAAUGCGGCAAGACAGAGUUCCAGUGCCAGGACGGCGAGUGCAUCCCCUCCAAGUGGGUGUGUGACGGCAGUCCGGAAUGCAAGGACGAGUCCGACGAGUGGCAGGAGACCUGCAAGUUGGUGACGUGCAAGUCGGAGGAGUUCAGCUGUGGGGGCCGCGUUAACCGGUGCAUCCCGGCCUCCUGGAGGUGCGACACCAAGGCAGAUUGCGAGAACGGCUCAGACGAGCGGGAUUGUGCACCGAAGAGCUGCAUGGACGACCAGUUCCAGUGCCACAACGGGCAGUGCGUCUCCUUGGCCUUUGUCUGCGACGAGGACCACGACUGCGAGGACGGGAGUGACGAGGCCGACUGCCCUGCCCCGACCUGCAACCCCAACAUGUUCCAGUGCAACAGCUCCCUCUGCAUCCCCAAGCUCUGGGCCUGUGACGACGACCCCGACUGCCCGGACGGCUCCGACGAGUGGCCCCAGAAUUGCGGCGGGCGGACGGCCCCCGCCCCCGGGCCCUGCUCGCCGCUGGAGUUCCACUGCGGCUCCGGGGAGUGCAUCCACGCGCAGUGGCGCUGCGACGGGGGCCUGGACUGCCGGGAUCGCUCGGACGAGGAGAACUGUGCGAAGCCCACAUGCCGCCCGGACGAGUUUCAGUGCAACGACGGGGCCUGUGUGCACGGCAGCCGGCAGUGCGACCAGGAGUACGACUGCAAAGACCUGAGCGACGAGGUCGGCUGCAAGAACGUGACUGCCUGCGAAGGGCCUGACAAGUUUAAGUGCCGCUCUGGGGAGUGCAUCCCUCUGGACAAAGUGUGCAACCGACAGCGGGACUGCAGGGACUGGUCCGACGAGCCCAUCAAGGAGUGUGAUACAAACGAGUGCCUGGCCAACAAAGGCGGCUGUUCCCACAUAUGCAAAGAUCUCAAACUUGGCUACGAGUGCCUGUGUCCUGAGGGCUACCAGCUGGUUGGCCAGAAGAAAUGUGAAGAUAUUGACGAGUGUCUGAGCCCCGAUACGUGUAGCCAGAUCUGCGUGAACCUGGAGGGAAGCUACAAGUGUGAAUGUAACGAAGGCUACCAGCUUGACCUCACUACCAAAACCUGCAAAGCCAUCGGCACCAUCGCGUACCUGUUCUUCACCAACCGCAACGAAGUGAGGCGCAUGACGCUGGAUCGCAGCGACUACGGCAGCCUCAUCUCCCACCUGAAGCACGUGGUGGCCCUGGACCUGGAAAUUGCCCAGCGCAAAAUCUACUGGUCUGACCUGUCUCAGAAGAAAAUCUACAGCACCCGGCUAGACCAGGCUGACAACGCCACCCAGCACACUGCUGUGAUCAGCACUGGCCUCCGAGCCCCCGACGGCAUCGCUGUCGACUGGGUCUACGGGAACAUCUACUGGACGGACUCGGCGCUGGGCACCGUCUCCGUGGCCGACAGGGAGGGCGCCAAGAGGAAGACCCUGAUCGAGGAGCCCAGCUCCAAGCCACGUGCCAUCGUGGUGGACCCCAGCCACGGCUUCAUGUACUGGACGGACUGGGGGAGCUCUGCCAAGAUUGCCAAGAGCGGGCUGAAUGGUGUGGACAGCUUCCCCCUGGUGCAAGACGGCAUCGAGUGGCCGAAUGGAAUAACUCUAGAUCUGGUAAACCAGCGCCUCUACUGGGUGGACUCCAAGCUGCACUCGAUCUCCAGCGUGGGCGUCGACGGGGGCAGCAGGAAAACCAUCCUUGAGGACCAGGAGAGACUGGCUCACCCUUUUGCGGUCACCGUCUUUGAGGAUAAAGUGUUCUGGACGGAUAUCCUCAAUGAAGCCAUCUUCAGCGCCAACCGCCUGACCGGCACCAAUGUCACCCUGGUGGCGGAAGACUUGUUUUCCCCAGAAGAUAUUGUCCUGUAUCACAACCUGCGGCAGCCGGCAGGCAUCAACUGGUGCGAGAACCACCCUCUCCCGAAUGGCGGCUGCGAGUACCUGUGCCUCCCUGCCCCCCAGAUCACACGCCACUCACCCAAGUACACCUGUGCCUGCCCCGAUGGCCUGCACCUCGCUGCGGACAUGAGGAGCUGCUCCAAAGAUCCGGAAGUCCCCACCGCCGCCAGCACCACGCCUCUGGCCCGGCUGCUCACCACGACCAGUGCACUGAAGCAGACAGCAAGGCCACCGGCUGCCACGGCUGGGGUGCUGAGCACCCAUGCUGGGGAUGGCCUCGACCUGACCACGUCAGAGAUGGUCACUCUAUCCCAGCAGGCUCGCAAUGAUGUUGCUGCUGAGACCAACCAGGACAAGCACAGCGGCCGCACUGCGCUCUCCGUUGUCUUGCCGCUGGUGCUCAUUAGCUUAAUCGCCUUUGGUGCUUUCCUGGUGUGGAAGAACUGGCGCCUCAAGAACAUCAACAGCAUCAACUUUGACAACCCCGUCUAUCAGAAAACGACGGAGGACGAGGUUCACAUCUGUCGGAGCCAGGACGGAUACACGUACCCAUCGAGACAGAUCGUCAGCUUGGAAGACGACGUAGCGUGAACCUGGGACGUGCCUCCUGCCAGACUUUGCUGCUCGUUUCACGGGAGGGAGUGACGCACUACGUCUUUCUCCUCCCUGACUUUUUCUUUGAUUCUUUAACGACCGUCCAACCCGCCCGCAGCGCCGCGCCACUUCCUGAGUAACUUGAUGGGCCUGCGCUGCUUGUCCCCAACACACUGUUCGCUUGGCUCUCGGGGGAGGAGAUGCAUCUGGUUUGACUCCUGGGUUUUUUAUGUUUUAUAUAUUUAAUACUUUUUGUAUCAGAUGCAGUUGAUUUCUCCCCCGCCCCCCGGGGAUGUACCUGCUGGUUUUCUUCCAUUUGAUCUGGGACAGGAGGAGAACUUUUUCUUACGUGUGAAGGAGAAAAGAAAUCGGGUGGGUGGAAAGAAACACGACUUCUCUGGAUGUAAGCUGGGAGUCCCCACGCCUGCAGCUGGUCAGCUUCACUAAAGGACUAACGGCAGGGAGGAAGGAUGAAGCCAGAUCUGUAUCAGGGACUUAAAAACCAAACUGGUGCUGCCAUCCCGUCUGUACUCGGUGUAUGUCUGCGUGCGCCCCCUCUGGGGGAUGGAUGUUUGCUUAGAUCUGGAAUCCCGCCCCCCACCUGACACACACGUGCCAUGUCCCUAUCCUGCUUGAAGAAAAGUCUUCAGACUCUUUCUCCCCCCGCCCCCCGGACAGAUAAGGCACGACCCAGGUGCUUCUCUCGGUCGGUGACGCUGGCAUCGCUUGUGCUGAACAGGAUGGCUCCUCAGAGAUGGGCCGAUUGGUGCAGUCGCCCUUCGCCGAUUGUCAUCUCCGGGUUCCAAUGCUGCAACUUCUCCCUCACCCACCUUGCACUUUUUUGGGCCCUUUUCAGGGGGGUUGUGUAUUUUUGGUAACUUUUUUGCAUGGUCUUUCACUUUUUUCCCUCCCUGCCACCCUCUUGCGCUGCAGGGUUGGUGGAACGUGGGGGCUGCAGGGAAGAAAUCCAGGUCAGGCUCGAAGAGGCCUCGUUGCAUUGGCCUCUGUGUGUCUGGCUGGGAGGGAAAAGAGGAACGGCCUGUGCUGGCUGGGGCAGGAGGAAACCUGCGCCAGGAGCGUGUCCUGACUCGUUUUACUGUUUACAGUUGCCACAUGCCUUAGCACUUUGAGUCUUGAUAAGUCUAAGCCGGCUUGCGCCCCCCCCCCCCAUUCUGCUUAGUCUGAAUCCCUUUUACAGCCCCCCCCCCCCCCCCCCGAAACUGGCUUUUUUAUUUAAAAUACAAACAAAAAGUGCAGGACUCGAGUCAGCUUGAUUCUGCACCCUACCAAAAAUACCCAGAAUGCAAAGUCUCCUAAGCCUUCAUGAGCGAUGGAGCUUUUUGCUCCCCGUGCUCUAGCACGUGCUUGAGUUACUGGCAUUCCCUAUGCGCGUAUAUGGACCGAUAGCCUGGUCCUGCACUGGGGCGACUUUGCUCGCUAACGUUUGCAGGAUCAGGGCUUAGAUGUGGCCUUUCUGAUCGGAGUCAGUCCCGUCCCCAUUCAGUCUGCGGGGGGGGAUUCUGCACGGAUGAGUUGUAAUGAUAAAACUGCAGGGAAGCCGGCGUAAUGUUACGAGAUCUAAAGGUUAAAGUUCACAAAGGGACAACUCUUUCCGCCUUGGCGUAGCUGUCCCUCGGGCCGGGGAACAGGGCUACAGACCAGUGCAAAGAACUCGCCUUUUUGGCCUGAAGCUGUGACAGAUUCAACUUCUUUCUUAUUUUGAAGGGUGUAAAUAGCCGUGUACAGCUUAUAUAUAGUAUCUGUUGCCACACACCAUGGCCUGUGUGUGUGUGUUUGUAUAUGUUUGGUUGGAGCCGUUUCCUGUAUGUAAAAUAUGAUUUAUUUAUUUUCUUGUUUUCAUGGUUGCUGAGUUAAUUCCAUCCUUCAUCCCCUCUUUCUAUUUUGUUUUUUGGGGGAAGUUGUGGGGGAGGGUGUCUCCACCUGCCAUCAAAUCUUUCGCUGUCUAAAGGGACGUUUGCACUACUGACCGGACUCCAUGCCACAACCAGCGCCUACUGGGGGAAAAGUGUCAUCUACAGUCGAUAAAUGUCACAGAUUUUUUUUUAAAUCUUAAGUGUUUAAAAUUUCUAGUCUAAUAUGAUCAAUUAAAUUUUUGGAAUGGAAACGA